AUGACAUUUUCGGGAAGAAGCAGAAUUGAAUUCCGUGGGAAAAUACCGACAACGGCCAGCUUGACAGGUCAAGAGCUUGGCGGCAAGCCGAAAGCUUGGCGCAAUAGCGUCGAGUGCUGGCACUUGUGCUCCGCGGGCCGGGUCGCAUGCUUUGUUGCUGAUGACGCCUCUCGCCUUGAAACCUUUUCCCAUCCUUUUCUCCUAAUCUACCUCUCCCGUUGGCGAUCGUCCAUCAGAACUUCGCCAUCUCCGCAUCGAUCGACGCCACAUAUCAUCCUCGACCGCGACACACGGGAACCAACACCCUCCAAGCACGCUAUCCACAACUACCCCGCGCUCACUAGCCGGCAAACUCGCGCAAGUCGCGCCAACACUUCGCAUCGAACCGCCUUCGCCACCAUGUCGGGAUAUCCGGGACAGGGAGGCUACGGCGCUCAGCAGCACAAUGGCGGCGCUUCGGGCUGGGGCUACGGCGGCAGUCCUGCCCCGGGCUACGGUUACAACGGACCACCCCAGCAAGGAGGCUAUGGCGGCCCUCCUCCGCCCCAGGGAUACGGCGGCCCCCCUCCUCAAGGAUAUGGCGGUCCUCCUCCCCAGGGGUAUGGCGGUCCUCCUCCACAGGGCUACGGGCAGGGCUAUCACGGCGGCGGUCCUCCUCCGCCUCCCCAAUACAGCCGGCCUCCGCAGAACCAGUACCCUCCUCCGAACCGACCACCUCCUCAGGGCCACGAUUCGUACGGCUACCCCAUGGGCGGAGGCGGCGGUGGCCAGCGAACUGGCCCGCCUCCGCCCCAGGGUGCGCAGGCCUUCGGUCACGGCGCACCGCAAGGCUACACCUUUCAGUACUCCAACUGCACCGGUCGCCGCAAGGCGCUGCUCAUCGGCAUCAACUACUUUGGCCAAAAGGGCGAGUUGCGCGGCUGCAUCAAUGAUGUCUCUAAUGUGUCGCGAUUCCUCAACGAGCGCUACGGAUACAAGUGGGAGGACAUGGUUAUCUUGACGGAUGAUCAGAAAGACCCUCGCAAGAUUCCCACUAAGCAAAAUAUGCAGAACGCCAUGGAUUGGCUGGUGCGCGAUGCGCAGCCCAACGACGCUCUCUUCUUCCACUACUCCGGACACGGUGGACAGACAGAAGACUUGGACGGCGACGAAGACGAUGGCUUCGACGAAGUCAUUUACCCAGUCGACUACCAGCGGGCCGGCCACAUUGUCGACGACGAAAUCCACUACCGAGUUGUCCGGCCGCUCAAGCCCGGCGUGCGCCUGACGGCCAUUUUCGACUCGUGCCACUCAGCCACCGCCAUGGAUCUGCCCUACGUUUACUCCACCAAGGGUGUCCUCAAGGAGCCCAACCUGGCCAAGGAAGCUGGCCAGGGUCUGCUAAGCGCCUUGGGCUCGUAUGCCCGCGGUGACCUGGCGGGCGUGGCCACGACCGUGUUUGGCUUUGCCAAGAACGCGUUCAAGGGCGACGAUGCGUACGAGAAGACCAAGCAGACCAGAACGUCGCCCGCCGAUGUUGUCAUGUGGUCCGGCAGUCGAGACGACCAGACAUCUGCCGAUGCGACCAUCAACGCGCAGGCCACCGGCGCCAUGUCGUGGGCUUUCAUCACGGCGAUGAAGCAGAACCCGAACCAGAGCUACGUGCAGCUUCUCAACAGCAUCCGCGACGUAUUGGCGUCCAAGUAUACCCAGAAGCCUCAGCUCUCGUGCUCUCACCCUCUUGACACGAACCUUCGCUUUGUCAUGUAA
Messenger RNA from Cordyceps militaris CM01, 1749 nucleotides. RefSeq names its product metacaspase CasA. Gene Ontology annotation, biological process: proteolysis. Lineage: Eukaryota; Fungi; Ascomycota; Sordariomycetes; Hypocreales; Cordycipitaceae. The transcript has 5 exons. The record is from RefSeq and is a predicted model, not a curated record. Bases 1 to 1749 code for a protein of 582 amino acids. Gene Ontology annotation, molecular function: cysteine-type endopeptidase activity.